This is a messenger RNA of Phytophthora sojae, 2193 nucleotides long. RefSeq lists its product as hypothetical. NCBI's taxonomy places the organism in Eukaryota, Oomycota, Peronosporomycetes, Peronosporales, Peronosporaceae. Bases 1 to 2193 code for a protein of 730 amino acids. The record is from RefSeq and is a predicted model, not a curated record. The transcript has 5 exons.
AUGCAUGUGGCUAUCCUGAAGAAAGCGAUCAAGGACAACGACCCGCUCGCAAUCCAAUGUAGUGCUGCGGACCUGCAGAUCUUCCUGGCCAAGACAAGGGAAGGCGUGUGGCUGACGGCAGACGACGUGAUGGGCGAUGUGCGCGAUACCAGUGGCAUGAAAGAGCUGAACGUCGGGAACGCGACACUCCGCGCGUACAGCUUAUCGGAGGAGAGCACGCGGGUCGAAGUAUCAGAUGAGGACCUUGUAGCAGGGAAGGGCCCUGUGCACGUGGUGGUGAAGAUCCCAUCGGUGCAGCAGCCCCAGUCAAGUCUAGCGCAGCCGCGAGCUGCCCCAAAGCCGCGAUGGAAACCUGUGCACGAGACUCUGGUGUCAUUGCAGAAUGAGACGCUGUAUUUUGUCGAUCGGGAGCAGGCUGUGAAACAGCUCUGUGAAGUUCACAAGUCGACGCGUCUUGCGGAUAACGAGCUCGGAAUCGGGAAAAGCGAAUUUGCGAGGCAAUACAUUCGAUGCUGUCGCGAGCAGUGGCCCAAGGGAGUGCUCGCUCUUCAAGCCUUUAAAAGGUCAUUGAGGACUUGCAGAACGAUCGUGGUGGAGAUUGAUCAAGCCGUUUUCUUGGAGCUGCCCGACGGAGCCGAGCUGCCUAAUUACCUUUGCGCGCCAGAGUCGGUCGACGCACGGACGUUUGUUCAUUGUUUGUUGAGAGAUCUUGGACCUGUGUUCAUCGUUUUGGACGAGAUCGGUCGAGGGUUUUGGUCCGUCGGAACCGAUGGUACCGACACGAAGGUUGAGGAGGCUUCGCGAAACCUGUUUUUGGACUUCUGCUCGUCCGUGUUGAGCACCUGGAUGAGCACGCGUCACGUCUACUUCUUGUUGGUCGGCUAUGCGCCAUUCCUGCGGAAUGUGGGAGAGCGGAAAGACGACAGGUCUCACAGCUCCAGUAAGCACAAGUUCAUUCGCCUGAACUUGCAGCUGAUUCGUCCCAAGAAAAUCGAGCAGGUUAUCCGGCACACGUGGGAUGUAGCUACAGCUGCUGCGAAGAUGUACAAGAAAACCUGUGGCCAUCCACGCACAAUGAUCCAGAUGUUCAUCCUUCACGAGUCGUACGAGGCUUUUUGCAAAGCUGACGUGAACCGUUUUGACUCAGAAGAAGGUCAAAAGGAGUGGGUAAAGAUUUUCCGCGAGCUGCGCUAUUGGCAAAAGACUCUGGAGGGCCUGAAACCACAACUUCUUGAAAACAAAGUGAUCGACUUGAGCGACGACUCUAAAUGGCCGCACAUUCCGAAGUCCCCGCAGAAAAAGAUUUCGUUUGCCAUCAUCAUGGAACGCUGGAUCUACGCGCUUCCAAGAAUUCUGACUGCGAUCGUCAGCAUCGUUCAGCCGCUGCGCCUGUACAUCAGAACCAUUGACCCUCUCAUCGACGAUGUCACACUAGCGUACGCGACCGUGUUUGAGUGGGCGUGCCUCAAGCGGUUCCAAGAGCUUUUCUCGGAGCCAAGUGAACCGCACACCGUGCUGAAAAACUUUUUCGGUACGGACACGGAGUUUGACAAGUGGGGCGAGAUCCACUUUCCGAGUGAUCAUGUGGAUUUACCGAAGAUCACAAAAGCGACGACUACAGUCGGCGUUGCAACGCUAGACUCGGCUACAGCGAAUCCUUCCGAUUGGCCACGCCUGAUGGAUGAAAUUGAUCAAAAGCUGGAUGCGAAGGAGGGAAGCUGCUUGUGUCUGAAGCCGCUGCCCGAGUCCUCUUCCGCGGAUGUAAUUUUCGUGAAACGUUCCGUUUCUUCAGUCGGGCGCAAGCGUGUACACGACGAUAUCGAUGCACGAACGUUAAUGGUGGCGCUAGUGUUGAAGAAUUAUGGUUCGAAAUUGCAGUUUGGACCGAAGCAGCUGGAAGAAGUUGGCAAGUUUCGCAUGAUGUUUGACAACUUGGACUCGUCGACAAAGCAGAAGUUUGGUGUGAUGACGAACGUGUUGAUCGUGUGCUCGACAAACUACAGCAAAAAGUACCUGAAAACGUGUCACAAGGAUGAUACUUCCCGGUUCGAGGUCGAAGCACUGGAGCUGGACUUGUCGACCUUGGAGAAUCGAGCUGAAUUCUUCGGACUCUCGAGUGAACCUGACUUGGCCGCCGUCUGGAAUGGGUUGGUGCGAAAAACUGAGCUCGAGAAGUCAGUUCACGAAAGCUAG